AUGACCUCCAGCGGAGACAUACUCCACACCGACCCACCUUCCUCGGGAGAAAGACCCUCAUACUCGGAGAGAUUCAAAGAGACCUUCAAAGAGCAUAUACGAAAGAACUUGAUUGGGGAGACUUACUUACCUGCGGGUAUGCUCUCAGGUGUGCUGAGCCAGGAAACCAUCAAAAAUAUUCUGCUAGAGACAGAGCUUGAAAGGAGCCAGGUCAAUGAAUUGAGUCAAUCGAUUCUUCCCGGCGCAGUCAAGGUGUUUACAAUACUCUUGCUGAUUGGAAGGCUGGAGCGGAUCCUAUACUUCAUUGAGGAUGAUCAAUUGCAGCCCAGUACGCUUGAUCAGAAAUUACCUCUUCCCUUGGAAAAAGUGCUCUCACAUCUGGACGAUGAAGUUGCAGCCGCUCAAUUCUACAAACAGCAGUGGGCAUUUACGGCCCCAGUAUUCAGUCGAAGCUCGCUUCCUAGGGUGCUCGAGAAGAAGACAGUAAUGCCCUUCAUAGAUUCAAAGUCGGAAGGAGAAGGCGGAUUUGGAGAAGUACAUCGGAUCUUGAUUGAUCCAAGUCACCAUACGUUUGCUCACUCUAGCCGUCAUUGGUUCAUCCGCAAAGAGUUAAAGGCGGACGUAGCCACUCAGCAUGACUACGAGCUAGAGCUUCGCAACCUAUCGACACUGAGGCUCAUGAAGCACCCGUACCUGGUUGACCUCCUGGCCUGCUUCACCUAUCGCGAUAGAUACAAUUUUAUCUUCCCUUUAGCAAUAGGAGGGUCCCUCGCUGACAUGUUUUUGGGGCGGCGGCCCUCGCCCUUUGAAGCUUUUGAGGAAACCUUCCUUGCAUUUAGCGGUAUCGUUUCGGCUGUUCGUGCUGUCCAUGAUGGCUUUGCAGACGGCGUUGAGGUGAUCGGUUGCCAUCGGGAUCUCAAACCAUCAAAUAUCCUGUUGAAUGGGAAGACCAUGCUUUUAGCAGACUUCGGCCUUUCCAGGUUCAAGCAGCCCGAGGAAGGGUCUGCGUCAUACUUCAGAGCUGGCCGUGGAGACUACCUGGCCCCAGAGUGCGAGGACUUGGACGGACUUUUCAAAAAACACGUCAUCCAUCGGUCGAGUGAUAUAUGGUCUUUAGGAUGCAUCCUAUCCGAACUGUUAGUCUUCAUGUUGGCCGGGACAUCGGGAAUAGAGAUGUUCAGAUCGUCGCGGGAAUUCAAAAGGGAUGGUUGCGUAUAUUAUCGCUUCCAUCAAGGCCGCGAUACCUUGAAUCCAGGAGUAUGGGAUCACCUAAAAGCCUUCCAAAGCAGUGGGACUGAACAUGCUCGUUCCGUCUUGUCAGUUGUUGAGAAGUUACUAGUGUUGAACCCGGAGGAGCGACCGAGAAUCAGUGUAGUCGACGCAUACUUACGGCGAUUUUGCAUUGAAACCUUGUCAGAGCAGAUUACAGAUAUGUAUGGUCAACUUUGCGAAGAGAAGAGCUUGAUACCAGCACUCGUUGAAAUGCAAAGAUUUCGAAGCUGGCAUAUGGAGGUUCGAGAUACCAACCAUGCGAGUGCAUCUUCGUUCUUGUCUGCCAAAACCCACGAGGCCUUCGCGAAUGUUAUGGAGUCAUUAAAGGAAUUGAGGCAGACUCUGAAUGUCAUAAUCAUCGAACCAAAGCCGCGACAAAGCCAAACAUACUUGCUUCUGCGCAAGAUCAACGACGUCCUUUACGACGCACUACCAGAGGAGUGGGUUGAAUCUGGCAAAACCCGCUUUGAAUGUCUGAUGCUUCAGUCGGAAGAUACUGCCCACCUUUUUGAGCUUUCUGAAGCUCUGGCUCGGAAUUCAAUCCAAGCUGUUGGUCGCAUCUCACAACUCGCAGCUGUGAAACGUCUUAAUCUGUUGGUCGAUAUGCACAAGCAAAACUCUAAUUCCUGUAUUAACCGACUGGAUUUUGAUGACAUCGAAAAGAAGGGGUGGCUGGAGCAAAAUUACCUGGGCUGGGUGAAACAGGCCAAAGGCAAUCCAAUAAAGCAGAGCGUCAUCAUUGAGCUGAAGAACUAUGAUGAUCACUACUCGAUCGCAGAAAUCGCGUCGCAGCUAUUCGCAAGACUUGAAGCGGUAGUCAGUUUGCUCAAUGCUGCCCAGUAUCUCCGCGUUCUUCCUUGCUUGGGCUACUACCACGAUCCAUCGAGCUAUUCUCUGGGCCUAGUUUACAAAUGUCCUAUCGCUCAUGAGACGGGAAAGUCGACUGUGAAUACCCUUCACGCCAUUCUUGAGAAGGCAGUUGAGAAGAGGGGUUCAAAGCGUCCAUCCCUUGGACAUCGCUUCCAGCUGGCAUGUAGCUUGGCCUCAUCAGUCCUGGAAUUUCACAAAGUUGGCUGGGUACAAAAAGCAGUUUCUGCCCUCAAUAUCAUAUUCUUCAAACCAUCAGACGCAUCAUGGAAACGGCACAUGACCGAGCCUUACUUCCUCGGGUACCUGAACAGCCGCGAAGACGGCAAGGGCGUGUUUACUGAAGGACCGACCGAUGAUGAGCGUCUCAGACGCUAUCUCUCUCCCGAAUACCUUCACAACCAACGCUAUAAACACCACUUCGAUUAUUAUAGCCUUGGCUUAGUGCUCUUGGAGGUGGGCCACUGGAGAACUUUGGACAACAUCGUUGGGGACUUGGGAAAAUCGCCAGAGGAGCUCCGGGCGUGGCUAUUGAAUGUGGCUGUACCCAAACUUGACCAGAUGAUGGGCUCCAUCUAUGAGAGAGUGGUUGGGAACUGUCUGCGGUGGCAGCCAGAGUUUGAAGGGCAAGAGAAAGGAAUACCAUCUGCAGAAUGUCUUCGAUUUAGCGAGCUUGUUGUCGGAGAACUCGCUCUGUGUAGAGCGUGA
This is a messenger RNA of Exophiala spinifera, 2847 nucleotides long. RefSeq lists its product as uncharacterized. The coding region runs from base 1 to 2847 and encodes 948 amino acids. Gene Ontology annotation, biological process: protein phosphorylation. The record is from RefSeq and is a predicted model, not a curated record. The transcript has 2 exons. Gene Ontology annotation, molecular function: protein kinase activity; ATP binding. NCBI's taxonomy places the organism in Eukaryota, Fungi, Ascomycota, Eurotiomycetes, Chaetothyriales, Herpotrichiellaceae.